AUGCACCCGUGCAGACCGUGGACCCCUAAGCUUCCCAAGAACCUUACCACGACGUGUCACAGAGCCAGAGAUUUCAGUAGUCAGAAGUUUAACCUCGCAGACCAUAAAACAACACUUGAUACUCUCUGCCUUGCAUUCAAGGUUGGGACUGUUGAGCAGCCAGACUGCACAACACUUUCUACAACUCUGCCAAAAAGAAAAACCUCCCCAGUGUCGGAGAGCCAUCGCGCAUAUACCGAAGAGGCAGGCGUUCACGUGCAAGAGAGUCCAGGGUGCAAGGAUGCGUUUGCUGGCGCUCCACAACACAACGCAAACAUCAUCCAACUGGUCAUGGCUAUCGCAAGCAUAGAAUCUGGUGUAGUUCGCGAGGCGGAAAAUCAUAGGACUGAUGUUGAGCAGGACACCAAACAAGCAUUCGUUUAA
Pseudovirgaria hyperparasitica is the source of this 423-nucleotide messenger RNA. RefSeq lists its product as uncharacterized. The record is from RefSeq and is a predicted model, not a curated record. The coding region runs from base 1 to 423 and encodes 140 amino acids. The transcript has 2 exons. Lineage: Eukaryota; Fungi; Ascomycota; Dothideomycetes; Acrospermales; Acrospermaceae.